AAUAUCAAAUGUCAUAACGGUCACUACAAUUUCCCUCGCCAUAGCAUGUAAAACCGUAAACCCUAAUAAUCCACUUCUUCCUCUUCUCUCUGCUGUUCCCUGUACCUUACAGCAGCACGAGAGACACAUAACCCACCCCACGACGCAUUUAGAUAAAUAAUCAUCAUGCCUUCAAUUGUUGUAUCGGAAUCUCAAUCCCCUGAAAGCAAGAAGAAAAUGAAGAAGCAGCUGAAUCCCGAAACUCCGGAGCUUGAUGAUUCUGUUGAGAAAAAGACCCAAAAAGAGAAAAAAUCCAAAAAGACAAAACUGCCCUCAAACCUUGAUUCAAAUACUGUUAAGACAACAAAAAAAGAUGAGAAGAAGAAGAAGAAGAAGCGGAAUGCUACAGAGAUUGACGAGACUGAUAAUGAGGAGGAGAGGAGCGACCCUAAUUCGGAAAUGGGCGAUGCGAUGAAUUUGAAUAUGAAGAAAAAGAUGAAAAUCGGUAAUGAUGAUGAGGAGAAGGUCGAAAAUCUGAAUGCACUGUCGAAUUUUCGGAUUUCAGAGCCGUUGAGGGAGGUAUUGAAGGCUAAGGGAAUUGAAUCGCUGUUCCCGAUUCAGGCCAUGACUUUCGAUACCAUUCUUGACGGGGCUGAUUUGAUUGGAAGGGCACGCACUGGUCAGGGCAAAACUUUGGCCUUUGUGUUACCCAUAUUGGAGUCAUUGACAAAUGGACCCACAGUAGCUUCAAGAAAGAAAGGAUAUGGGAGAGCGCCUAGUGUUCUUGUACUUUUACCCACUAGGGAAUUGGCCACUCAGGUGUUUUCAGAUUUUGAAGUCUAUGGUGGAGCAUUAGGGUUGAAAUCGUGUUGUCUAUAUGGUGGGUCUCCAUACCAGCCACAGCAGAUCCAAUUGAAAAGAGGUGUUGAUAUAGUAGUUGGAACUCCCGGACGCAUUAAGGAUCACAUAGAGAGGGGGAAUAUUGACUUAAGUUCACUGAAGUUCCGUGUCCUUGAUGAAGCUGAUGAGAUGUUGAGGAUGGGUUUUGUUGAAGACGUUGAACUGAUUCUAGGUUGUGAACCCCCACGUGAUGUAGAGGCAUAUAUUCACCGGUCUGGACGAACGGGGAGAGCGGGGAAAACUGGUGUUGCUGUAAUGCUUUAUGAUCCAAGGAAGUCAAAUUUUUCUAGGAUAGAAAGAGAAUCUGGGGUGAAGUUUGAGCAUAUAUCUGCUCCGCAACCAGCUGAUAUAGCUAAAGCUGCUGGUGCAGAAGCAGCAGAAAAAAUCAACGAGAUCUCUGACAGUGUAAUUCCGGUAUUCAUGGCUGCUGCUGAAGAGCUUCUAAGCACCUCUAAUUUAGCGCCGAAAGAACUUCUAGCAAAAGCUCUCGCCAAGUCUGCAGGUUAUACUGAGAUCAAGAGUCGAUCCCUCCUCACUUCCAUGGAGAACUACGUUACAGUUCUCCUUGGAUGUGGAAGGCCCGUUUAUACACCAUCGUUUGCUUACAACGUUCUGCGUAGAUUUUUAUCUGACGAAAAGGUAGAGUCCAUUAAGGGUCUUGCUUUGACGGCUGACGGUAAUGGUGCAGUGUUUGAUGUGGCUGCCGGAGAUCUGGACACCUUCCUUGCUGGCCAGGAAAAUGCCGCUGGUGUAAGCUUAGAAGUAGUGAAAUCACUGCCACGCUUACAAGAAAGAGAGCAGGCACGGGGAGGAAGGUUUGGAGGUGGUGGGCGUGGUGGAUUUUCUGAUCGGAGAGAUGGUAGGUUCUCUGGAGGAAGAGGAGGAAGAGGGGGAUUUUCUGAUAGAAGAAAUGAUAGAUUUUCGAGAGGAAGAGGCCGUGGCAACAGCAAUUGGUGAAGAACCCUGGUUACCCUUCACACACAAAACUUUAAUGCCAAAACGGCAUAGAAAUUUUGGGACAAUGAAAUUCUUUUUGGUAUUAUGUUACAUUACUAUAUUUU
Messenger RNA from Olea europaea var. sylvestris, 1940 nucleotides. Its product is annotated as DEAD-box ATP-dependent RNA helicase 7-like. Bases 166 to 1836 code for a protein of 556 amino acids. The record is from RefSeq and is a predicted model, not a curated record. The transcript has 10 exons. Lineage: Eukaryota; Viridiplantae; Streptophyta; Magnoliopsida; Lamiales; Oleaceae. Gene Ontology annotation, molecular function: ATP binding; RNA binding; RNA helicase activity.